Dendronephthya gigantea is the source of this 7467-nucleotide messenger RNA. RefSeq names its product xanthine dehydrogenase/oxidase-like. Gene Ontology annotation, molecular function: oxidoreductase activity; FAD binding; iron ion binding. Lineage: Eukaryota; Metazoa; Cnidaria; Anthozoa; Malacalcyonacea; Nephtheidae. The record is from RefSeq and is a predicted model, not a curated record.
GUUUCCGCUGCUGGUCAAAUAGGUGAGGUGAUCAAUUUAUAUGGAAUAAGAACAGCCAGGCUUUCAAGACGAUUUCAAAAGAAACAAUCCAGAUAUCAAUACAGUGACAGUGAACGCUCGUGAUUCUACAUGGAAAUGUCCGAGGAACCAGUAGUUACAGUGCACGUUGAAGUUAAUGGUGUGAAGUAUCUUAUUUCAAACACAAGUUCAACGACAUCGUUUAAUGAAUGGCUGAGAUCACAACCUGGACUGAAAGGAACGAAGGUUACAUGCCAAGAAGGUGGGUGUGGCGCCUGUGUUGUGGUGUUGACAAAACAAGAUCUAGCCACGAAAAAGGACAAAGUGAUGGCCGUCAACAGCUGUCUUCUUCCUCUCUUCGCUGUGGAUGGAUGUAAGAUUACAACGACUGAAGGAUUGGGGAGCAGCCGCUCUGGUUAUCCUAUUCAAGAACGUAUUGCGCAAUAUAAUGGCAGUCAGUGUGGUUUUUGCACUCCGGGAAUGGUAAUGAAUAUGUACGGAUUACUCUCGGGAAAUGCUCAACCGACUAAACAAGAUAUUGAAGAUGGUUUUGAUGGCAACUUAUGUCGUUGUACAGGUUUCCGUCCCAUACUUGAUGCGAUGAAAUCGUUUGCGAAAGAUGAAAAUCCCAUUGAUAUUGAGGACCUUCGCAGAUGUCAAAGAAAAUGCUGUGAUGAGAUUAAAACAUGUCAAGGUUGUUUCUUCAGUGAAGGAGAAAUAUCUGCACGCCCGUUAUGGUUUAAACCUACAUCUUUAAAGGAUCUCUAUACGAUACUGGAUUCACAUCACUCUGAGGCCAUCAGAUUGGUCGCUGGUAACACUGGAAAAGGUGUUUACAAAAACGAUGGUAAUUAUGAUGUUUUCAUUAAUAUUGCUGAUGUUCCUGAACUAAAUACCGUACAGGUAACUGAGACAGCUUUGCAACUUGGUGCAGCACUCUCUCUAAACAAAAUGAUUGGAGAGCUGAGAGCCAAUUCUUCCAAAUCCAAGUCAUUUGAAACUCUUGCAACUCAUAUCAAAAAGAUUGCCAACGUCCCAGUCAGAAAUGUUGGCUGCUGGGCUGGAAAUCUGAUGAUGAUUCACAAGCAUCGUGAUUUUCCGUCAGAUAUGUUUAUAAUAAUGUGCGCUGUUGGAGCCACUGUUGUUAUUGGUAAAGUUGAUGGAUCAACACAGUCCUAUGGUUUGGAAGAUUUUCUAAAUGUUGACAUGCGGAACAAGGUGCUCCUCAGAAUCGAUAUUCCGUUUACUGCCAGUGAUGAAUUUGUAAGCACCUUUAAAAUCAUGCCACGACACCAGAAUGCGCAUGCGUACGUCAAUGCUGGAUUCAAGGCUACGAUGGACUCAACCUAUACGAUAAAAGGAAUUCCAAGUUUAAUGUUUGGUGGUGUGAAGCUUUCUCCGUUUCGGGCAAGCGGUACACAGCAGUAUCUUUCAGGAAAGAAUAUUCUCGACUCUGAAACAUUAAAAGGUUGUAUGAAUGCAUUGGGUAAAGAAAUUAUACCAGAGUCAACACCACUCACUGCAAGUGCAGAAUAUCGCAAAAGUUUGGCUCUUUCUUUGUUUUAUAAGUUUUAUCUUAGUCUUCUUGGUGAUAAAGCAAGUUCCAGAGUGAUUUCUGCUGCUGUUCCGUAUGUAAGACCGAUAUCUUCAGGACAACAAAGUUUUGAUACAACUCCAAGUGAAUUUCCUUUGACGCAGCCCAUGACGAAAACCACUGCAAAAUUACAGGCUUCAGGCGAGGCUGAAUACAUAGAUGAUAUACCCAGGCCAGAGGGAGAAAUUUAUGGAGCAUUUGUUACAACGACAAAGGGUAACUGUAAACUAUCGAGCGUGGACGUAUCUGAAGUUUUGAAAAUACCCGGUGUAUUAAGAUAUAUUUCUGCAAAAGAUAUUCCUGGUGAGAAUAAUUUUGUGCCUGAUAGCAAGGAAAAAAUAUUCUGUGAAGACGAUGUCGAAUAUGCCGGCCAGGCAGUUGGAAUGAUCAUAGCAAUGAGCCAAAGCUUGGCCGAUGAAGCUGCUGAGAAGGUGAAGAUAACGUAUACCGACUGCAAGAAACCAAUCAUAUCAAUCCAAGACGCAAUUGAAGCCUCGUCAUUUUUCUCAGAUCAAAUUGUAAAUCAAACCUUUGGCGAUAUUGAUGGAGCUAUGGCGUCAUCAACGCAUAUUAUCACUGGGGAAAUUUCACUAGGGACACAACAUCACAUUCACAUGGAAACACACACGUGUCUUUGUAUCCCAAGCGAGGAAGAGAUGAAGGUCUACGCUGCGACACAAUCUACUAAGACCACUCAGAUGUCAAUAGCUCAGGUUUUGAACAUACCAGUGAACAGUGUCAGUGUUUCAUGCAAGCGAUGUGGUGGAGGUUAUGGUGGGAAAAUUUUUCGUGCUGCAGUCAACUCAAGCGCUUGUGCUCUGGCGGCUUACGUCAUGAACAGACCUGUGCGUUUGAGAAUGAACUUCAAAACCAACAUGGAAAUGGUUGGGAAGAGAUUUUCUUACCUCGCAAAGUACAAGAUUGGUGUUUCGGAAGAAGGCUUAUUGAAAGGCAUUGAUAUCACAUGUUACGCGGCUUGUGGAAAUGCGACAACUGAAUGUAUACUAAUGUUCUUCCCUCUGAUUCUGGAUAAUGCGUAUUAUUGUGAAAAUUGGAAAUUUCAAGGCGUACCUUGCAAGACUAACACAGCAGCCAAUUCCUAUACACGUUCACCAGGGACAUUACCAGCGGCUUUCAUUACUGAAACAAUGAUGAAUCACUUGGCCAAAGCAUUAAACAAGAGCCAAGAAGAGAUAAGAGAAAUCAACUUCUACCAGAAAGGACAGACAACCUACUAUCAACAACAUCUGCCUUUUUGCAACAUGUCUGAAAUAUGGCAAGAUUUGAAGAAAUCAAGUGAAUUUGAAAAGCGUAGAACUGCUAUUGAAUCAUUUAACAAGGAAAAUCGUUGGCGUAAGCGAGGAAUGAGUAUAGUGCCACUGAGAUGGGGCGUUGGGUAUCACCCAGGCGUUCGGUUUACCGCUUAUGUCGCAAUAUUUCGUAAAGAUGGCACUAUAGCCAUAUCACAUGGAGGGGUUGAAAUAGGACAAGGGAUAGACACAAAGGUUUGUCAAGUCGCUGCUUACACACUCGGCUUUGGUCUGACUGUUGAUAAGAUCGCAAUUAAACCAGCAACAAGUUUUCUUAAUCCAAAUGGUGCAGGAACUGGGGGAAGUAUAACAAGUGAAUUAUGCUGUGAGGCGGUCAUACAUUGCUGCAAUAUGCUCAAGGAAAGAAUAUUACCCGUAGCAAAAGAUAUGCCACAAGCCACAUGGCCUGAGAUCAUUAACAAGUGUUAUGAAAAGGGUGUUGAUUUGUCUGCAAAAUACAUGUUGUUGCCAAAGCCUCCUCAGCCGUUUUUUAAUUAUAACAUUUUUGCCGCGACUUGUACGGAGGCCGAGAUUGAUGUGCUCACUGGAGAGACAGAAAUACUCAGAACGGAUAUUUUGUUUGACUGUGGAAAAAGCAUGAAUCCUGAGAUUGACAUUGGACAAGUGGAAGGCGCAUUCAUCAUGGGUCUUGGUUAUUGGUUGACUGAGAAAGCAAUAUAUGAUCCUCUGUCUGGUCUGGAACUUACCAAUGGAACAUGGGAAUACCACCCCCCGUUUUCAAAAGAUAUUCCAAUAGAUUUCCGGGUGAACUUUAUUAAAGAUGCCCCAAACCCGCUUGGUGUUCUUGGCUCAAAAACUACUGGUGAACCACCUCAGUGUAUGUCAUCUUCCUGUUUGUUCGCUGUCCAAGAUGCGAUAUAUCACGCUCGUGAGGAGACUGGGCAAGACAAAGAUUACUUUCCGCUUGAUGGUCCAGCUACAGUUGAGGUCACACAGUUGAAGUGUUUAGUUGAUCCAACACAAUUUAUUAUUUAACGAAUGCGAAAAAAAUUUGAAGAGUGAGAAACAUAACCUCAAUAUUAGUUUUCAGGCGAAGAUAAAAUUCUUAUGCCGACCAUUAUUUAGCCAUUAAAAAGGGGAUUAGUCGUUUCUAUUAGAUAUAACUGAUCAAUAAAAUUUUUUAUUCAUAGCACGGAUGAGUCGAGGUUCUUCUAAGUGGGGCCUAGCCAGAAAAACGUUAAUACGAAUACCCGAUCUUUCUCGCGCACAAAUAUGUGACAAUUUCCAUGAAAAUAAAAUAAUAAAUACCAAGAAAUCAGUUAAAAAUCAAUCAUAAAAAUCGAUUGCUUAGAGCAUUAUCGGGAUUGAGGACUCGUUAGGACCGCAGAAGAACAUGACAACAUUAUGAGCGUGACGUUUUCACCAACUGCUAAAUACCAAUUCAGAGGUCCAGUCAAAUCGGCCUGAUGCAUAUAAUUGUCCCCCGCCCCCAGGUUUUAAUAAUUACCACAUCGAGACCAGGAGGGGAAAGUUUAAUUAGAUUCAAGCAGACAUGUUUAAAAAAUUUGCACAUAUUGUCACACAAGGCCCUUGAUGGCUGACUCUCAUAUGUCGCAAUCGUUUAUUGGCCACUGAUGUUUAUUGCUGGCGAUGUGCUUUUUUGUCACCAAUCACUGACGAGGAUUCAAGGCGGGACAUUAGGCACAAACAUGUUACGCGUCAAACUGGCCGAUUUCGAUGUUAAGGGCGGCCUCCACCUACUGUUAUACGUACAAAAAAAUUAACUACGACGGCCGGUUUCGUAUCACUGAGCAUGCGCCAAGUCGGCCGCACUGAUUGUACCAGUGGACUGUAUGUACAAAGUGUGUUUCGCCUGCGAGCAAUAUGUUUCGCCUGCGAGCAAUAUGCGCCUGUUCGCCGGCUGGAAUGUGUGCAGACAGUGCAAUAAACACGUCAUAUUGAUGCAUUAGCAAACUCAUAAAGUGAUCGCAGAAGGUUAUGAAUUUGUUAUGAAUUUGUUUCUACGAAGUUCGCUGACUCCGGUCUAAUGAGCUUUUGGGAAACGAUUAUCAAAGUUUGUGUAUUUUUUCGCGGGAAACGAAGAAUUUGUGAUUACAAUAUUAUGCAAUACAAAGCAAGUUGACAAAAAAAAUUAAUUGAAUUUAUUGAAUAUGCCGUAACUUUCCUGAUAGGCGAUAAUCUUUCCUCAAUCCCGCAACAACAAUCCUCCAUCGUUGUGCGUGUUUUGAAAGCUCGCACUUUUGCCGCACUUGAGUGGGUGUUUUUGAGAACCUGAUUGUGAAGGUUUACCUUAAAUCUUUCCUUGAUUUAGAGGAGUUGUUUUUCUCGAUCAACAAUAAUACAAUUUCUGGGUCACAUGAGCGUGAGUGAGUGCAUUCCUUGAGUACAGGCGCAUAGUGAAAUAUUUAAGUUGAGUUCGCAACCGCUACCUGUAAUUUCUACCUUGCCGUGUUCAAAACAGAACAUUGUUUCUGACAGGUUGUGCGGUUUAGUGAAAGGGUCAAAGAUAGCCGCGAGCUACUUGUAACAUUCGCCGAUCGUUUGCACAAAGUGGCAACACAUUGGCAUUGCAAGCCCAGCGAAACUUUGUUUGCACCAAGUAGGAUAAAUAAAUAAAGUGAUGUAUGUAUGUAUUAUACGAAUGUAUGUAUGAAUGGCAAAACCAUUUGUUUGCAGAUAGUGGGGGCACUACAUUGCAAAGCUGAGUUGCCUAACUAGCGUUUAUUUUCGUGUUGUGCCUCACGUCUCACGACCCGACGAGAUUACGUGUUGUCUAAUAUGCUUAGCUUAUCUGGGGAUAUAUCUUUCAAUUAUAAACGUCACCGUUCACCCCGGGUUAUAUUCGUUCGUAAUUGAUAUACACUAGUAAUUUAUAUACAUAUACUGUAGUUAAUAUAGAUAUAUUGUAUUCUAAACUGUCUGUCUGACUGUCUCUAGGCCUCAGCUUCGCAAUUCAUUCUUACAAUUUUUUACGUCUCAUCUAUAGAUAGAGUAUUAUAAAGACAAGUUUCCUGUUUGUGAAUUUAGCAUAACCAGAAUUAUGGCGCCAUUUUUUUUUAAUUAAAUAUAAUUGCAACUAUUACUGAGGCAUUUCUUUAUUUUCUUAUGUAGAAGACGUGAUAUAAAUAUGCUAAUAUUUCCCAAAAGAUUAUUUUAAUUUCUUUUGUUUCUCUGCCUCCUCAUAGUCCUUGUGUCUCCUUGGCAUUUGUUAUUGAAACAUAUAUUCAGUUGAUAAUCGGUAACCAUAGGAAUACAUAAACACACACUUCAUGUGGCAACAAUAAUAUUAUAAUUAUAGAAAUAUUAAGAUAUUUUACGGAACUUUUAUGUCAACACAUCGCGGUAUGUAUUUUCGUCUGUGAAGAUUUACACGAAGAUUCAUUUAAAUCCUAAGCCCGGAACAAAAUUAUUAAUUUCAUGGGCCUGCAAACGCUUCCGUGUUGACUUCCGUUGCUAAGUAAUCUAAACACAUUAUCACCAGAAGACGGCAGCUGUGAUUAUGGCUGGCAUUAUCCAAUCAAAAGGCCGCUGCGAACAGAGCACGGAUACGUUGUCGUGGAUUCGCUCUAACAUUUGAAAUAAAUUUAGGCCUUUUUCUUUCAAUUUCAAUAACAAUACUUUAAAGAGUCUUUGUGUUGACCUGCAUCGCCACUUGAUAAACAUGAAACGUGGUCACAAUUGGCGAUGUACGCAAGGCCUGGCAUCAUGGGAUAACAAAAAUAAUAAGAUUUAGUGUAUCUGUGCAAACCGCAGCGGAAAGGACUCGGUGUGUAUGCAUUUUAUACCUAAUAACUAACAUCGUAUAAAGUACAAUUGUUUGAUGCACAUUGGUGUACAAAGAAAUCGGGUUUAAUAUUUACAUAUAUCAACAAAGAUGAUCGAUAUUCUCGUCGCUCAAAAGGACUGCUUGGAAGAAAAUUGUGAUUACUCCGACAAGACUUUAUCGAAGGACGACAUUAACUGUGAAUUAAAUGAAUCGUGCUGGACUGAGGAUGAAUGUGAUUCAGAUGAAGAUGAAGAUGAACUUAAUUUAAGUUUUCGCGAUGGAAUGAAGCGAAGUGCAUCUGAUGAAUUUUGUCACGACUUGAAGCGGAUAAAAUUUGACAAUAAUGUUCGAGAUUUGUCAAACAAAUUCUCAUAUAAACUUGAUUUAGUUUUUAAAGUGGACACAAGCCAGUCGGAGACGGGAAUGAGGAACAAUCAUAUCAACAAACUCCAAGAUAUCUCACACAAAAGUGUUAAAAAAGCCAAAGAUAAAUAAGUUAAUGAAUGAAGCCAAAUAGCGAAUAAAAGUCAGUAUAAUUCGCUCGUAAUUUAUUCACAUCUAAGAGUUACACAACUGAUAAGUUUCGAAUACAACUAUAUAUCUGUUUCAAAAUAGUCCUGAGACCUGGAUUAAUAUGCACCAAAAGCAAUCUUGCUAGAGCAAGCAGUAAUGAUAUUACAAGACAAUAAAUAAGAAACGAACGAAUUAACGCUAAUAAAAUUAGCUAGCAUUGAAGGGAUGAAAGUGCACUAUAGAAGUAUGUACAAUUUGUGAAAAUAAAGCAUUUGUACAUCGAG